AUGGCACUGAUGGGGCUGCUCGUCAAGGUACUUGGUCUGGGAGCCCUCUUCAUCAUCUCUCAAUACGUUCUAGCGUACUUACAAUCACCGCUCAAGAAGAUCCCUGGGCCGUUCCUAGCCAAGUUCUCCGACAUAUGGCGUUUCUUGAACCACUAUGGGCAAACCCACAUUGAAACACAGAGGAAGCUCCAUGAGCAGCAUGGUGACAUUGUCCGCCUUGGCCCCAACACCGUGAGUGUUGCAGAUCAGAGUCUGAUCAAGACUAUCUACAAUACGCGCGGGACAUUUUUGAAGAAUAUCUUCAGCACCCGAAGCAAUGAAUUCCACUCCAAGAGCGUCAAACCCGUCCAGAAAUUAUACAGUCUUCAAAAUGCACUCCAAAUCGAGAGCAUCAUGAACGACAACCUUCAAGGAGCGAACAAGGGAAAGACGUGCGAUAUUGCAGACUGGAUCUCAUUCUUUGCUUACGACUUUCUUGGCGAUAUGACAUGGAGCAAGCGUAUUGGCUUCACGGAAAAGGGUGAAGACAUUGAUGAUAUGUUCGUUGGCCAAAUCCCCCAUCUUGACAAAUGGCUUGGCAAGAAUCCCAAAUGGCCCCGCUCACUUUACAAAUUCGAUGACUUCGCUGUCGCUGCCGGCUUCUCGGUUGAGCGCUUUAUGGAGCGUAUGCAGAACCCUGAACUUGGUAAUGGCAAGAAUGACUUUCUCAACGGCUUCCUCGAGGCCAAGAAGGAGUUUCCCGAGCUCGUUACUGAUAAUGAAGUUAUUGGGUACAUGAUCAUCAACGUUCUCGGCGGCGCAGAUACCCUUGCAAUUGUGAUCAAAGCCAUAUUCUAUCAUAUCCUCAAAAGCCCCGCUGCCAAAGCGCGCCUCGUCCAGGAACUCCUUUUCGCACAUCUGUCCUACCCAGCGCCCUACAAGACCAUUGAACAACUUCCAUACCUUGACGCUUGUAUCAAAGAGGGGCUACGUAUGCAUCCUGUAGUUGGUCACAUUCUCGAACGCGUUGUACCUGCCACUGGUCUCACCUUGUCCAACGGAAUAACUCUACCACCAGGGACAAUCGUCGGCGUGAACCCAUGGGUCAUGCAUUACAAAGAAAGCAUCUUCGGAGCGCAGCCACACACGUUCCGUCCGGAACGUUGGAUGCGCGACGAGAAUGAAGAGCAGGCUGUGUAUGAUGCCAGAAUCAAGAACAUGAAAGAAGCAGACAUGGUGUUUGGCGGUGGUAACAGGAUUUGCCUCGGCAAGCCGUUGGCACUGGUGGAGGUAUACAAAGUUGUUGCAACUUUAUUUGCAAAGUACAAGAUUGACCUCGAGGAUGCAAACAAGGAGUGGGAUCUACAUAAGCAGUGGUUUGUAUGGCCCCAUGAUAUCAAGGUCAAGCUGAGUCCACUUGAGAGCGCCCCGUAG
Messenger RNA from Pyrenophora tritici-repentis Pt-1C-BFP, 1413 nucleotides. NCBI's taxonomy places the organism in Eukaryota, Fungi, Ascomycota, Dothideomycetes, Pleosporales, Pleosporaceae. The record is from RefSeq and is a predicted model, not a curated record.